Molecule: messenger RNA, 4331 nt
Organism: Drosophila hydei
Lineage: Eukaryota; Metazoa; Arthropoda; Insecta; Diptera; Drosophilidae
Gene: Nup160
Product: nuclear pore complex protein Nup160 homolog
Exons: 14
Coding region: 10-4248 (1412 amino acids)
Cellular component (GO): nuclear pore
Molecular function (GO): structural constituent of nuclear pore
Source: RefSeq, a predicted model, not a curated record
UAAUACAAGAUGGGCACAAAGUCUAAUAUGAGCUAUCGCGAGGUUAUACCUAGAAAUAUAAACCCCGAGGAGUGGAUAGAAGUCGAAAUAAAUACAGGAACACAAAGUACUCUGCAGGAUAUCAAGACUUUUGGCAAGUCGGGUAGCUAUUGCUAUAAUUGUGUUACCAAUGGCCAAAACAGGAAUCGCUUUAUAUAUUGGCGCACAUAUCAAGAUAUUGUGGAACUAUCUGAAGUUAGUUUAGAUGUAUCGCUCCUGAGGAACCAUCUACGUUUGCGUUUUACGGACUCCGCAGUUCUGAAUGUUUCACUUUCUGAGAAGGCAGACGCCGUUACACUUUUGGCGGUCACCGUCAGCAGCAUUCAUAGGAUUGUGUUUCCAUUGCAAAAGGAUAAUUCAUCAUCGUCAGCAUCUGCCACUUCAGUGGACUCGCAAAGGAACUCAAUAUUUUAUGACGCUACAUCAUACUUGAAAGAUCGCAGCAUAUUCUACGUGAUAGAUGGCACCAUGGCUAUUAGUGUGCCACAUCUUGCAGCCUCCGAUAUGUCGGGAGAUAGCGACGAGGCAUUCUUUGCAGUUGACUAUCAUUCAAAACUUAUGCUUUAUAUUAUGAAUUGUCGAACAGGCAGCACGGUUUCACACGAAGUCAAAGAGUCACAUUUAAUGCCGCGUUUUCUGUCCAACCUAAAAGGCGCUCUAACUGGACGUGGAGAACAUUUGGAGGGAGCUAUCUCAAUGGCAUUUAGUCGCAUUGAUGGUGGAAUGUUUCUCUUGGUUCUCUAUAGAAAUAAUGAACUACGAUUGUGGUCGGCAACCAGUUUACAAAGUGUUGCAUCUUAUGUCUGUGGCGAGUCUCAAGGUGCUCAGGGUCCACAAAACAGUUUGCUUCGUAAAAUUGACGAUCACAAUUUUUGUGUAUUUUUGUCACAUGAAAGGGAAUCUGAAUUUAUUUGCUUAAGCAUUAUUUGCCAUCAAAUGAGCGACACGAAUACCAAAACUCUGGGUCUAGCUGUGCGUCAUAAGGUGCCAGCUCCUCAAAUCGAUUUAGCUGACUUCGAUGCUACUUGCUCGCAUAUUUGGACACUGUGGAGCAAUGCUGAGGGCGAAUUCAAUGUCUCGGCAAUUUUCUUAGACACUGACAGCUCAGUUAAAUGGGUGUCGGCUGCAUUGGAGCCCCCACCAGAUCGAUAUUGUCUUACGAUUGAGCAGGGUGUCGAUCCCCGAGAAGCAUACUGUUCUUAUAUAUUUCAUCCAGGUCGAUUUGAUCGUAACGUAAUCGCUAAGGCACUAUAUAUGUUCAGACGCGUUAACAUGCAAUUUGAUAUUAAGCAAUUAACAAUGGGUAUGCUCAAGGAGCAGGUCUGUCAGACGGUCGAAGAUGAGAUACAAAAUGAACUGAAAGACUUCGUUGUUAGCGAUGAGGAGUAUUUAGAGAUUGCGACAAGACUUUGGGACCGUUUCUACUCCUGCUGUGAGCAAUAUCACAUCAAGUUCUCUGAGCCAACUGGCUUAUCCGUUUUGAGUGCCAUGGAUGCUGUUUGCGUUAUAAGAAGGCAAUCGUUUGCAUUGCUACGUCCUUGUGAAAUGCUGGAACAUCGAAUGCUUGUCGGAGAACAUAACAAAGAAGUGGCAUCAUUUGUGGCACCUUUUUGCCAAAAUGAUAUUGUAGCAGCCGAAGGGUUCAUUGAACUAAUGGAAGUCAUCAAUCAAUUAGAAAAGAUUUUAAGCGAAGAUAUUAAAAUGGAGAUGGAAAAGAAAAUCUACCAACGCGAUGAUGAAGUUCUUACUAAAUUGUUAAUUCAAAUUACAAAGGGUGAUGAUAAUAUUGAUAACGGUGGAAUUUCACUGCCAAUUGACUGUAUCGAGCAAAUCAGGAAAAAGCUUCAAUCGAUCGCGAUUGUAGAAGCAGCAAUUAAUAUGCUUCUUGAUUUACUUGCUAUCGUUGACGAAGAUGCCUAUCCGGACUCCGCAGGCGGUCAUUCAAAAUCAACGCGUUUUCUUCAAUCGACAGGAGCAUUGUUUGGCAGCGAAUAUGGAAUUUCCAUUCUCGCUGAGACUGUCAAACAAAUGGCAAUGAUACGUUUCGCCGUUUGCCGGAACCUUUUGAUUUUACAGUAUAUUCUAUAUGGGAACGCUUCGAAGUGCGAUUUCACUAUUAUGACUAAUAUCAAUUUCUUGAAUUCUUAUUACACACUUGUUUGGAUCUCAGAGACACCGAUUUCUCUUAAUACGCCAGUAAACUUCGAGGUUUCUAUUCAGCGGCUGACUCGCGCACAGCUCUUUAGUGGAUAUACGAGACCCUAUUCGAGCAAAAUAUAUUUAAAUAAUCAAACAACGCUGCUAUGCUUGUUUUUGCAAUCAAAAGGCCUAUUUAGCGCACUAUCGAUGUUGUUAAAGGAACCCAAUGCAUUAGUGCAUCAGUUAUCAAUGCGUCAAACGCUGCUACAGCUGGUUGGGUGCAUCAAUCAGAUGCUCUGGCCAGAGGCAUGGAAUGAUGUAUUUCCUGAAUGGCUUUUUGGUACAUGCCAUCAUAUUAUCAUUCAGGAUUAUGAGCGCCUAUUAUCGGGAUGGUGUGUUGAGAAAGCGGAUUCACGAAGCUUUAUGCUGGCAGUUUCCCUCUUAGAUUGUGGCGAACCGCAAAAAGCAAUAAAUCUGUUCGAGCGAGUUCAAGAGAGUGUGCUUAAGGAGCCAUUUUUAUUUGAGCAAGUGCUUAAAAACACUCCACUCUAUUCCAAGCUUUCAAACGUUCUUACUCGACAGAAAAUUGUGCCAACCAAAGCGGAAGCCAAGCAGGCUUUGGUACACUAUUAUCUUAAGGUUAUACAACUAUUUGAACAGCAUUCAGCAUAUGAUUUUAUCAUUCAAUUGGCCCAUGUAGCUAUGAAUAAGCUAAAUGUGGAUGAUCAUCAAUUACCAAUGUUCCAGUCGAUUGUCUUUAAUAAUCAUUUGCAACUGGGCCACUACGAGGAGGCAUAUCAUGCUUUGGUCUACAAUGCGGAUACCUCGCGGCGAAAAGAUUGUCUACGUCAAUUGAUCAUAAUGUUAUUCCAAUGCAAACGCUUUGAUCUGCUUAUGCAAUUGCCUUAUAAUGGUCUGCAAGAGGAGUUUGAAAACAUUGUUGAAUCUCGUGCACGAUCUCUGAGUAUCGACCAGAACGAAGUCUACAAUUUUCUAUACGCAUUUCAUGCCAACAAAGGAAAUAUGCGAAAAGCUGCUACUGUCAUGUAUGAGCAGGCUAUGCGUCUACAGGUGGAUAGUGAUGCACCCGAUGCACUCCAAAAGCGAUGCUCAUCAUUAUUGGUUUGCAUAAAUUGUUUGUAUUUGGUUGAUGCGCGUUAUAGAUGGAUUGCCAAACCUACAAUUGGUGAUGAUAAGGUGACCAUGGACAUGUCCAAUAACGUGGAAGAUUCACAGGAGAUUGAAAGAGUCCAAGAAGUCGUUGUACUUGAAUUAACCGAUAUUCGCCGUGAGCUGCUUCACACAGAGGCUUUAAGAGAACUUGCUCAACAUCGUAAAGAUGUUGGCGCUUAUGAAAUGGCCGGCGCUGAAGAGCUUUCUUAUCUUUUGGCCACUUGUGGCCUAUAUACAGCUGCACUGAAGCUGGCCAGGGGCCAUACUUUUUCUGUGCUGCCCAUAUUUGAGAGCCUGGCAGCUGCUUGCGUUAACACCAGUGAAGAUAAGACUAAGGACGCUUGGGUUUGGUUACAGAACAAUGACUUAGCAGAUCUGCCUCAUCGUAGCAGUGCAGCGGACAUGGCUUGGUCAUUGCUACAAAAACUUGUUGUCGAUAAUGAGCUCAAUGAAUCAACUUUAAUACGCAAAUGCGUCGCUAACCGAAUACUAAAUUUGAAUGCAUUUGUGCCACAAUGGCUGUAUGACUCAUAUAAGCUGGCUAACUCUCGGGAGCUGCUUCAUCUGCUAGUGAAACAUAAUCGUUUGCUUGACGCAGCCGACUUGGCAUGUGAAAUGAUUGGCGCUAUGCUGGGAGCAGGCAGUGAAUAUUUCGACUUUAAGCAUUCAGUGAACGUGACAAGUCCACAGCUCGCGUUUCCCAUCAACACAAUUGAUCUACUGCUGCAUGGCUUGCAAAUCAAUGGUAGUCAAAAUAUUGAAUACGAAGUGGCACAUGCCAAGCUGGAGGAGGAAGUCGCUCGAUACAUUGAGACUGUGAAGCGCACCACAGACGAUAAAAUUAAGUUAGCUAUAUUAACUGAUAGACAAAAUCGACAGCAGCACAUUAUAGGUUAAGCACUUCACAUGUAUUUAGUGGGUUUCAUAGAAAAAGUAUAUAUAUAUUAUAAUUAAGUUAAAAGUCAUCUGUCAUCACGAGU